Messenger RNA from Lodderomyces parapsilosis, 2004 nucleotides. RefSeq names its product transcription factor (gene NDT80). NCBI's taxonomy places the organism in Eukaryota, Fungi, Ascomycota, Pichiomycetes, Serinales, Debaryomycetaceae. The transcript has a single exon. Bases 1 to 2004 code for a protein of 667 amino acids. Gene Ontology annotation, biological process: positive regulation of transcription by RNA polymerase II; meiotic cell cycle. The record is from RefSeq and is a predicted model, not a curated record. Gene Ontology annotation, cellular component: nuclear chromosome. Gene Ontology annotation, molecular function: DNA binding; DNA-binding transcription factor activity.
AUGAAUCAACAUUUGAAAUCUUCAGGUACUCCAACCACUAGUCACUCUACUGCUGGUGGUGCCUCUGGUGGUGCUAAUGAUGAUGGUAGUGGCUUACACUCACAUUAUCAACAACCUAACUCACUUGGUGGUGGUGGCACUUCUUCACUCCCUCAACAACAUCCAGGUGCUACUGCUGGUGGUGCUGGUGGUGCUGCGGGAGGUGUUCCUUCUGCUUAUGGAUAUGAUGCUUCCGGUCACUUGAAUGGUGCUACUCACUUGCAACCACUUCAACAACAACCAAUGCAACAUUUGCCUAUGCACUCACUUCCUCAGCAAACUCACCAUUAUCCAAUCCACUCUUUGGGCCAACAGGGACAUUCUCAGCUGCACACUCCUCAAAUUUCUUAUCAACAACAACAAGCUGCCGCUGCCGCAGCAGCAGCACAAGGACAAGCCCAUUAUGGAGGACAAAAUCAACUUCAUCAACAAAUGCACCAUCAAUUGAUGACUCCAAAUCCUUACCAACAACAUUAUCAACAACAACAAUUGCCUCACUUGCAUCCAACUGCUGGUGUUGGAGGAGCCACUGGAGGACAUGACUCUCAUGAUCAUCUUAACCUCCAAUUUAACCCAAUGGCUUAUCAACAACAAUCUCAACAACAACAAUUGCAUCAUUUGGGUCACCAAAUCCCAAAUGUUGCCCAACAACAACAGCAACCACAACAACAAGCGCAAACUCAGCAGCCAACUCCAUUGCCACCUCAAUUGCACCACCUCUCUCACAAUCCUCUUUCUCAAUCGGUGCCAAUUUCUCAUCAUCAAACUCCUCAACCAACACCACAACCACAAGGUGCCGGAGGAAGACAACCACGUCAAACUAAGAAGCAAAAGCAGCAGCAACAACAACAGCAAGCCGCUUCUGCUGCUGCUCACUUGCAUCUGCAUACAGGCAGUAUUGAUCCAAAUGCUCAUGACCAAGGAUCUCUUGAUGCUCACUCUUUGGCUCAACAACAUCAUAUGGAGAUGUUGGCCCGUGCUAGUCAAAAUGAAAUGAUGGAAUCAGCUGGUAGAAAAGUUGCUCCUAGAUCAAGUGAUUUGUUUAGAGUUGGACCACCAUUUGGUAUGAUGAAACAUCAUGCAGCUGUAUAUUGUAAAGCCAAUGAUAUGCAAGUUUUCCCCAUGUUGCAUGCAAGAAUUGAUCGUGGGUUUGAAAUGGGUGAAACUGGCACUUGGAUUGGAUACAAGCGUAACUAUUUCACAUUGGUUGCUUCAUUCAAUUUACAAGAUUUUGACUUUGGUAGAUUUAUUCAAAAUCAAUUUUACACCUAUGAUAAAUCAAAGGGCGGUAUGAAUGGUAAUGGAUUACAUCAUCACCCACAUCAUCCACGUACCGCACAACCUCAUCAUCAUCCACACCAUCCACACCAUGCUCACCAUGCCGGUGAAACCAGAUUGGAUAUCAGUUAUUUUGCCAUUCGUUUAGUUGCUAAAUGCUCCGAUGAUGAUGUUGCCAUUUCAUUAAUUCAACAUACUGCCAAGAGAGAUAAAGGUCCACAAUUCCCACCACCAAUUUACCCAGCUUUGCCCGGCGAUUUACCUGAUCAUGAAACAGUUAGAGCCAGUUGUAAUAAGCGUAACAAUAACAAGAUUGAAAAUAUGAAUAAGAUUUUCUUUUUCGAUCGUGCUCAAUAUUAUGGUGAUUACGGUUUGGAUAGCAAUAAGGAUCAUUCAAUCUUGCGUAACUAUCCUAGUGAUUCUAUUUCCAAAGUGGCUAGAUUUGAGCGUAUUCAAUUUACUAGUUCAAUUAGAGUUAAAUCAACUAGUACUGCUGCUCGUUAUUUUACAUUGUCUUGUGAAUUGUUGGGUAUCGUUGAAGAUGAAGAUUCACAAAUUCAACCGAUUUUGUUGGGGUCAAUUGAAUCGCCACCUUUGGUAAUUAGAGGUAGAUCACCUUCGAGUUAUCACAAGGAUAGAACUUCGGGGUACAGACCGCCAAGUAGUGCUUCGCCUGCAGUUCAGUAA